UAAAUACAAAUUGCAAACCUGAAGUUUUGAAAGUCCUGUAUGAUGUAUGGUGAACUUUACAGUAAAUUAGAUGUUAGUAUUGCAUCUUGCAAGGAAAAGAAAUCGGAAUUUGAUAAUGGUUGUAAUAAUGAUUAGUGAAAUGUUGUUUCUGGAAUAAUUAUCAAAUGUACAAUUCGACUCAGUGCUCCAAUAGUACGCCGAUAGUUUAGUGACUAGCGAAACUCGGCAGCUUUUCAAAUGAGAGAUUUGGACUCCUGAAGAUAAGAUCACAUUUCAAACAUCUAAUUGUUUAAAGAAAAGAAAGCUAAUCAAACGCUUGUCAGGUUUUUAGAACACUGGGAGAAAUGACGUGUAGCAGUGUUGCCCGGGAUCACGUUUCAUUUUCAGUUUGUUAUCUGGCAUUGUAAUGUUCUGCCCUCUAAGUAUCAAGGAAGCAAUGAAAACAGCUUCAAUAUUGUAAACAAUGGGAUGUUGCGGGGACGCUUCUGGAUGGGCCAAAAUCGGUGUUCUUCUGUUGCUGUGCGCCACUGGUCUUCAAUUGGCAGGAUAUCUGACCAACAACUGGAUGACGUACAACACAGUCAAGGACACAUAUGACCUCCGCGUGGGACUUUGGUGGUUCACAAACUGCUCCGGUGGGGCUUCCUGUCACACCGAGAACACGCCCUCCCAGUACCUAUCGUUUGAUGUCACCCUAGUGAGGUCGUUUGAGGGAGCGGCGGGGGGUCUGAUGUUUAUAUGCCUCGUCGUCGGUGGAUUUUACGUGGCCACUGAGAGGUGCCGAACCAGGGCUGUGGCCGUGGCAUUACUGAUUCUGACACUGCUAGCAGCUGGUCUCGCCAUCGCUGGUAUUGUGUUGUGGAUUCUACAAGUACCGUCUCCUUACUACCCGGCUUGGUCCAUGGGCCUCGCUGCUCUCGCCUCCGCCCUCGUCUUAAUUACCUCGAUGUGUUUAAUUCCUGACAUCAAAGAGAACAAUUACGAACCUAAAUCGACGGUGCAUCCUGAUCACACCAACAAAUACAACCGCUUGGAGAAAUCCGAGAGCUUCCAGAGCAUCGACGGGGGUAUGACAAGACGGCCAUCUGACGUCAAGAUGACAUCACAUGGAGACGACUCACGUGACUACAAGAAGACCGGUGAUCUCGGCAGAGAGUAUGGACGGCGAAGCAGGCGCGAGAGUGCAAAUACCCGCGACUUCAAUACUUACCCCUACGGACCAAGGUCCACAAAGGAUCCUUUCAACAACAAUGGAUAUGACAGAUUUGAACUGGAAGUCAUCACCCCGUCUGCCCCACCAAGAUACGAUUUUAUGCAAAGAAAAUUUUGAGCGUUCUGUGUAUUACGGGAGAGAUUGUUGCAUAUAUGUAUAUGGUGAAUGAUUUUAAAUGAAUUAUGGCAGUCAUAUAGAAGUCUGGAAGUAUAAAUGUCCGACUGUCUCUUCGGUUUAGAACCAGCCUAAAAUGAAAGAUGAAAGAACAGCUAUGGUCAUUUUACCCGAAAAAUAUUCAAAAUCUCCCCCAAUAUUUUUUUUCAUUUGGCAAGCGUGAAAGUGUAACCCACACUAAAAAAAACAUUACCGCUUACUUUUAAAUUGCAAUAUUCGUAAACGUGAUAUUGUCUUCCCAGAUUCCCCUAAAGACAUAAUAUUGCCUUCCCAGAUUCCUCUACAGACAUGAUAUUGCCACCCCAGAUUCCUCUACAGACAUGAUAUUGCCACCCCAGAUUCCUCUACAGACAUACUAUUGCCUCCCCAGACUGCUCUACAGACAUAAUAUUGCCUCCCCAGACGGCUCUACAGACAUAAUAUUGCCUCCCCAGACGGCUCUACAGACAUAAUAUUGCCUCCCUAGAUGGCUCUACAGACAUAAUAUUGCCUCCCCAGAUUCCUCUGCGGUUUGCCUCAUCUCCAUACUGAUACAAGUACCCCAACAAAAGUACAACUGAGACACACGUAAUAUUAAUUGUCUCCCCCCGAUUGUGGCAAGCUAGAAAAAAUGCUUAUCUUUUCUUUAAAAAAAAUGAUAAAAGAAUAUAUCAAUGCUGAAAACAAUCUUUCAGAUUUCAAGACUUGAAUAUCGAGAACAUUUCCGAUUUGGGUUACUUUACGGUACCGAAUCAGGCAAGUAUAAAGAGGGUGAAACUGAGGAUCAGAGAGACCCCACCCCCGUUUUUAGAUUACCAAACCAAAAAUGUAUACGUAAUUGGCAAUAUUUAUGCAGUUUCAGUUAUUAAAUACCAAAUGUUAGUCCCUGGAAAAAGUUGGACCCUCCCUCUUGAAAAAAAAACCCACAUGGGAUGGAAACUCCCUCCUAGGAAAUAUUUCUGAAUCCGCGCAUAGUAAAUGCUUUACCGGUAUUUUUCCCAGCAGUUUACGGUUUUAUCAAUGUGUCCAACAGGUCUGAAUAAUUCCAAAGUAUCAAUAUUUAUUUCAUAUUACAAAGUUUGUUAUAUUUUCCAUGCAAGCAUUUGCAACAAUAUACCAUAUUGAAAUUGCUAAAAUAUUUAUAUGCACACAUAUGUUAAUAUUUUCUUUACCAACAAUUCGUUAUGAUUUUUCAUAAAACUAUCCCCAGGGCACUGUUGUAUGUUCUGUAGAAGAACCCAUAAGGUUUAAGAUCACGUAUCUCAUAUAUUUAUGUCACCCAUUGCUAUGUAUGUUUUUGUGCAUCGUUUGUCAUUUUUCGUUCGUCGUCCAUCUUGAGUCCUUGAACGUAAACUUUUUUAACAUUUUCAGGGAGUGGCCAAACCAUUAAAAUUAAAUAACCUUCACAAA
Molecule: messenger RNA, 2776 nt
Organism: Ostrea edulis (European flat oyster)
Lineage: Eukaryota; Metazoa; Mollusca; Bivalvia; Ostreida; Ostreidae
Exons: 3
Coding region: 464-1330 (288 amino acids)
Source: RefSeq, a predicted model, not a curated record